Molecule: messenger RNA, 7597 nt
Organism: Protopterus annectens (West African lungfish)
Lineage: Eukaryota; Metazoa; Chordata; Ceratodontiformes; Protopteridae
Gene: NHSL1
Product: NHS like 1
Exons: 8
Coding region: 965-5947 (1660 amino acids)
Biological process (GO): cell differentiation
Source: RefSeq, a predicted model, not a curated record
GUGCACCGGCUUCUGACAAGAUACAGACACUCGCUAGGGUGGCUGCCUUCUGAGCAAACCUGGCCAGUAGGACUCUGACAUGUGGAUAUUUUGCUCCUCUUCCUGCUACUGUAUUUUUGACGGUAGAGGUUCUUGCUACUCCUUUGCAUCUCCUUGUCUGUUUUUUUUUCUUUAUUUCCUAGUCCUGAAGUUUCUAAUACUGGUAUUUUUUGUCUGUGGUGCCAAAAAGGAGGAGUUAAGCAGGUCACUUGCCAUGCCUUCAGGAGCUGAUCGACUUUCACAGUAUGCUGUCCAAGUAAUCCUAACCCACAGCCACAGAGACAGUCUAAACAUGAGCAGGUGUCCCUAAUGCAGCUUUUAGCAAGAGACAGGAUCAGCCGGUAAAAACAAGACAAUCGGUACUGACUCGAACAGUAGUGACAAAAAUCCUUGGAUUGAGGAACACAUGCACUUUCUUGGUUGCCUGGCAAGACCACCUUUAUUAGCUUUGGACUGCUGCUCUUACUGACCAACUGUUUGCAAAGUGUUUAGGAGUUUGUGGAUACUGAUGUAAACAGGAAAUCGUUAUCUCCAGCUGCUAACGUUGCUGUUUGCAAAAGGACGACACAAUGUCUGUGCACUGCUGUGUUUAGGAGAGACCUAUGCUGUUGACAAACGUGGGAUGAAAAGACACUUGAAUUAACUUUCUUGUAAGUUUCUCUUAUUGCCUACUGCUGCACUUUGUGUUGUGUCAUUUCAUCACAGAAGAACCCAUUGAGAUGUUUGUUUGCUCUAACUACAGUAACCUUUUGAUCUGACAAGCAGGAGGUAAAAAAAACAACAGCCGAAAAGAAUUAGAUGCUGGAAAAGAUACAGCAUGAGGUGACGGAAGUCAGAACUGGGCUGUCACUUUGUGAGCAGUUAAGUUUGAGAAAGGUUGACAAAAGGACGGUGGUGUGUAUUAAGUAACUAAUGUGUAUAAGAAAUGAAGAAGGAACACUCCUGUGAGUCUUUCAGGAAGGUGCAGAAGUCUAGUUCAAUACCCCGUCCCCUCAGCUGGUUUAAUUUUUCUACUCUAACAAAGCAAACCAAAAGGCUGUUUCGUAGUGAUGGGGAACUUUCGUCAUCUGCACGGAGACAACAAGAGGAGGCUGAUGUUAUUAACUGGUCCCAUCUGGCCCAUCAGGGCAAAGCGGUUUCAAAUCUAGAUGAGGAAAGUAAGUGGACAGUUCAUUAUACAGCCCCAUGGCAUCAGCAAGAGAACGUGUUCCUGCCAUCAUCAAGGCCAGCCUGCGUAGAAGACUUACACAGACAGGCCAAGCUAAACCUUAAGAGCGUGCUGCGAGAAUGUGACAAGCUGAGGAAGGACGGACUGCGCAGCUCUCAGUAUUACUCUCAGGGCCCGACUUUUUUACCUGCUUCCAAAGAUCACUCUGAAGAAGAUGGCGUGGACUCAAAGCCUGCAGAGUACGUGUCACAGGAACAGGCACCUGGCACCAUCAAGAGGCCUAAAACACCAGUUUCAAAUGACCUGUCUGACAUUGACACAAAGACCAACUGGACCAAGUCACUCCCAUUACCAACACCUGAGGAGAGAAUGCGACAACAAGCACAGGCGGUCCCGGCUGAAGUAGUUCCUAUUGAUGUGUCUGGGGAAACUUUUGACCGUCAAGCCAACAUACGGCGGUCUCUAAUACACACAGACAAAGUGGUCAGACGGCCGAAGAAAAUCAAAAGGAGAAAGACAAUUACAGGUGUCCCAGACAACAUCCAAAAGGAACUAGGGUCAGAGCAAGGAGACUUCCGUGGACAUUCCAUGUACCUCCCUGGCCAGUACUCUACACUAGGGAGGUUGGAAAAUACACACUCAACUUUGAGGCGAUCCUUUACUCGGGAUUCCAGCUGUCAAACAGAUGAAAUUAAAAUUGUACCACCUUCAGUAAGGAGAAUCAGGGCACAGAAGGGUCAUGGCAUUGCUGCCCAGAUGUCACAGUUGUCUAAUUCAUCUGGAAAUAUGUCCACUUUAAGUGACACUGCGGGUGUGCUGUUUGCACCACGGGUCAUUGGAGACCUACGUUUUCACAGCCUGCCUAGGACAGGAGCACGAGUUUCCCUACAGCCAUUGGAACGGUCACACAGUGUUGUGAGCAGGUCAGAAGACUUGGCCAAUACAUUGCCACGUCCAAUAAAUAAAAUCCAAGUGGACCACAGUGUGGUACAUUUAAGAAACAAUCCCCGGACAAAUACACUUCCGAGACCAAAAUCCCAGGAAGUAAAAAGUUGCCAGGGGGAUAAAGUAUCAAGUCCUGCAUGUGUUGUUUCUCCACAUGCUUCUUAUUCAACUAUUGUAAUACCCAAUGCUACAUUAUCCACUUCUUCUGAAGUAAUUGUCAUUCAGACUUCACAGGGUCCAAAACAUGCAGACUGUAGGCCAGGAGGUACAUCGUCGUACUCAAAGGUUAAACCAGCAGAUGAUUCUGGUGCAGCCAUACACAUAAAUUUGAAAGAUGAUCAUCAUUCUUCCAGUGGGAAUUCAAGUGGGAGCAACUCUGCUCGCAACUCACAAGCUUCUGACACUAAUCCGUGCAUGACAGUAACUUCACCGUCUCUCUGUGACUCUGCUGUCUCUCUUAAUGCUGGAGCUAAUACUGAAAUGGAAUCUCAGAACUCCACACUUGAUCGCAGAAAUGGUAGCCGCUUCCCAGCUCAUGUCCAGGAGAAUAACUACCAAGAGUGUACCAGUUACUCUGAUGAUGUAAGGGAAUGUAAAAAUAUGAGUGACACAGAGCAGUGGGUUUAUCAGCGCUCUAGAAGUGGUGAGAAUUCUCCACAAAAGACUCCAUCAGAAACUUCAGGUUAUUCCACUCCAGUUAAUAGUGUGUACUGUAGUUUAGAUAGAUCCUCAACAAAGACAGACACAAGUUCACUCUAUUCUGUGGAUAACGAUGGCUACUAUACUUCUAUGCAUGUGGACUCUGGUCUUAAGUCAGAAAGAGAGCAGAGUUCAGCAUGGUGUGGAACAAAACAUAGUGCAGUCAGUGUAUCUGAAGAAAGUCAGUCCAGUAAAGAUGACCAGUUGAGCUACAGUGACAGGUCACUCAAACGUAAUAUUUCCCUGAAGAAAAGCAAGAAGCCACCUCUGCCACCUACAAGGACAGAUUCAUUGAGAAGAAAUUCCAAGAAGUCUUCAUCUAACAGGCAGGUCCUGAAUGAAACACUCAUAGCAACCCUUCAGCAGUCUCUCCAAUUGGAUCUCAACUGCAAAAAUAGUACUUCACCUUCUCCAUCUCCCAGUAGCGAUUAUGAUGAUCUUUGGGUGGGACGUUCCCGAAGCCAGAGUAGCAUUAGUGCAAGCAGCAGUGGGAUGUCUGUUACUGCUCCUAAUGUGUACUCAAUUUGUGCAGUAACCCCCUCGCAGAGUGAAGCCAGCAGUGACAGGACUGAGUAUGCUGAACGAUGGGGGUAUUAUGCGGAUGAUACAGGAAGAGCAGAUGAUCAGCUGAAGUCAUCAGAAGCUUACCCAGCAUGCAUCAGUGCUGUGCAUUGUGAUUAUAGCAUUGAAAAUCUAAAUAAUGAAGAAAGACCUUCUAUACCGCAAGUGCCCAUUAAGUUUGUAAAACCAAAGAUCGCUUCACCAGACAAAUCAAACAGAGUAACCUCUCCAUCUAGUGGUUAUUCAAGUCAGUCAAAUACCCCUACUGCAUCAACACCAGUGACUGUGCUGUUACAGUCAUUGUCUCCAGGAAGUGGAAAGCCCAAACCAAAAGUGCCUGAAAGAAAAUCUUCCUUGCUGUCAUCUGCAUCUGUUUCCUCAUCAUCAACAUCACUUUCAUCAGCUACUUCAGAUUCACAACCAGCAGUGAAGAAGUCCUGUACCUCUCCUAUUUCAACACCUCCAUUGACUCCCCCUCCACCAGUAGAUUCUGUACCCCUGCCCCCUGAGCCAACCACUCCCACAUUCCCACCUCCACCACCAGAAGACAUUAUGGAUUCCUCUUUUAUAGAUGAUAUUCCUGAUACAGAUAGUGAGUCACCAUUGCCACCACUUCCACCACCUCCUCCACUGCUUCCUAUACUCUCCAUUCUACCUCACACUCCCAGCCCCCUGGAACUACGAAGUAAACAAGCUCGGAAUUCUUCAAACAGUUGUAAUGUUAUGUCCCUAGACACUGUAGACAAGGCACCAUUUAAUCAACAGAGCCCUUCUAAGUCCACCAUGCCACUCAUAACUACUGAAACACUUCAGAUGGUACAGCUGAGGUCUGUAAAGAGAACCGAAAGAGCAGAAGUGGGAAAAAACAGUGAUGGCACAUGCAAAUCAUCAUACUGCAGACAAUCAGAGUCUUCUACCCCAGCAUUAUUUCUGAUAUCCAGGGACAAGAAACAACCUUCAGGUCCACCCACAGCAGUAAUUUCACCUACAACAGAAAACAACCAUGAGGUCAACAGUUGUGUGCUUGAAGAACCAGCAACCAAGAAUCAGGACAUGUUUUCAGAUCCUGACAAGAGGCUGAAUGGAGGAAAUUCAGGCAGAAGUCCCAAAACUACAUUGUUGGGAGCAAAACCUAAGUUAGAAUCUCAGGCUGUAAUUCACGGUCAGGACUGUCACUUCAGCCAAAAUAUUCAGUUGCCUCAGGAAAAAUGUACUUCUCCAGAUAAAACAUGUCCAGUCUCGCCAAGCAAGAAGCCACCCCCUGUUUCUAAGAAGCCCGCUUUGUCUCUCAUUAUUCCUCUUCCACAGCCAGAGGCAGCAGCAGAUGAGAAGAAACAGCAUGAGGAUGCAAAUGUAAGAAGCACACUUUCUCCAGUCUCUGAAAACUCAGUCACUGGACAUUCAAAAGUAGAAAAGGGUUGUAAUGAAACCCUAAACACAAAUGAAAUGAGCCCUGAUAGAUCCACACCUGUUCCUGUAUCUCCAUUAGCCAGACUGUUUCCAGAUGUUGAUUCCAUUGUUUCCAUAGUACAGUCACCAUUAAGGAAAGAUGAGGAAAGCAUAGAGCAGGAGAGGCAGGCCUCAGCCUCUGAACCAGCUUCUCCUUCUGAUCACAAUGGAGAUGAAACCACUACAGAGAACACUAGCUCAUACAAAGAAGACGAAGAUGAAGAAGAAGAAGAAGAAGAAACCGAUGAAAAUGGUGAUGUUUUUGAACCAACCACACCUACUGCCUCUGAGAUACCUAGGAGCAGCAGUGCAGACGAGAACAGUGAAGAGCGUACAACACCAGUAAGACCCAGGACAACAGAAGAUUUGUUUGCAGCUAUUCACAGAUCUAAAAGAAGAGUCCUUGGUCGUAAGGAUUCUGAAGAGGAUCGUUUAAGGAGUCAGUCUCUGUCUCCACCAGUGACCCCCACUGGGCCAGCACCUAAUUUGGGAUCCCUUCGUCAUACAGGAUCAAUUCAUAGAAGUACCCGUAAAUCCAACACUAGCAGUGACAAUUUCAAGGCUUUGCUGUUAAAAAAAGGAAGCAGAUCAGAAUCAGGGUCACGCAUGUCUGCUGCAGAGAUGCUGAAAAAUACUGACCCAAGACGAACAAGGGCAGACUCUGCCCCAGAGCUUCAGGACAGUCCUGCCACCUCUCCCAGUAAGAUUAAACGAUCCCAGGAAGAAUGGGCCAGAAGUGAGGGUGUUAUGCCCAGAAGUCUGUCUCACUCCAGUGCUAGAUACAGCAGGUCUCGAACUCCUCCUUCUGCCGCCAGCAGCAAGUACAGCGCAAGAAAUCGUACACAGAGUAGCCCUAUGACAGUUAUAUGCGAAGGAGAUAGUGAAGCAAUCGAUUCACAAGACGAGGACUGCACUCUGUCUGAAAACUCUUCUAGUGGGAAGCUGCCUCAGCAAAUUGCUGGCAACAGGACGGUUGAACUAGUUGGUAAGAGCAGCUCACUCUCAUUGGAGGACUCUAAUCAGCUCCUAGAGGCUGACUGCUUGAGUACCUCAGCCUCCAAACUAGACUCGCUGUGUAAUUCAUAGGGGUGGAAUGGCACUUUAACAGAGUGAUGUUGUGAUAUGUUAUCACAUUAUGAAGGAGUCUGAUCUCUGGCAAUGUUUAUGAGGUAACCUGUAUUGUCUCUGCCGCUCAAUAAGACACGCUGAAGUCGAUUUCUUGCAUGAGAUUAAAUCUGUAAGGUUGAGCUCCAUUAGCUGUGAAUAAUAGGGUACUGCCGUUUAGGGAUGGUGAUGGUGAGGAACAGUGAAGGGACUUUCAUGCUGCCUUUACUUUAUUCAUAUGCUACUGUCUCUUGAAGCAUUGGUGUGGUCAAGCAGUAAAGGGGAGCAUAUUUAUGGAGGUAACUAAAUGUUUCCUCACCGGAGGUAACUAAAUGUUUCCUCACCUGAGAGUUCAUUUACCUGCUAGCUGUAACAUUGAAGUGAACUUCAAAAGGCUUUUCUCUUGUUUUAGAGGAUGGAAAAAAGAAGGUCAGAAAGGGAUAGACACAGAAGUAAAGGUGUGUGCGCGUGUGCAUGGCAUGUUGUUUAAUUUUUAAGGUAUUCUUGAACUGCAGUGGUCGGAAUGUACACUAGUGAUGCUAAGUUGUGCUGCUGACAGGACACAAGUAAGAUAAAUGCUGAAGAAUAAGCAUUAGAUUUAGGCAUGUUGGAACAAAGAACUAAUUUCCUGUGUAAAUUAUUUACUCAGAUUUUUAAUGACAAUGUCAUACACUUCAGAAGUCAUGCGUGUCAACCUGAUGCAGUUUAAUGCAAGAAAGGAAAGCACACAGCGUAAUUUAGAUGAAUUAUUUUGAGACUGCAGGGAGUUUUUAAGCAAUAGAACUAAUACAGAUGAGCAAAAAAAAAUGCAGUGAAGACAAAAGCAAUAAUCCACUGCCGCCAUUUCAACAUUGCAGGUUUUAAAACUUUUUGCAGUUUUUCACUUUUAGGAACUUGCACUACAUUUUUGUUAACAAAUGUUUCAUUUUUUUAAAGAAUAAUGGCUUGUUUGCCAGAAAUUGUUCUGUAAACAAAAUGAGAGCAGUUAAAGUGACUGAAUAAAUAUAAAAAUGCCUGUCACUUGUUAACGAGUUUCCAUAAACUUGCUAUAUUUUGUUUACCAAAGACUGAUGGUUGUUUUCUAUUUGACUCCAGUAUUUAAUAAAAAAAAAAUAUCAGUUUGCUUUUAUAAAUAAAUCUAACAUUGGGUUAAUAACUUUUGCAUUUCUUAUUUUUGGAAAUGUUGGGUUAAUGACAUUUGCAUUUCUCCUUUUUGGAAAUGUUAGUACUUUUUUUGAUUUAGCUUAAGUGAAAGGUAACAGGACAUAAUUCAUGAUUUAAUUUUUAAAGUGAAAAGUUGCAUCUGCUUUCCUUUUUGUCAAGAGUCUUUUGUAUUCUUUGUAAAUAUAUAGAAAUUGUAAAUUUAUCUUUAGUUCAGUUUGUAAGUUAGCAUUUGUACAUUUUUUAUGCUUUCCAAAAGAAACAUUUGUAGGUUAUUUAUUUUAGUGGAGUAGAAAUGCUUGUGACUUUCCUUUUGAAUUUCUCUGCUAUUUAGCAGUACUGUAAAUUCAGGGGCCUUUACUUAUUGAUGUCUGCAAAAGGAAAAAAAAAAAAAAGAAAGAAACUGAUGGAGGAUAUGAAUAUAGUAGAUGUGAUUCCAAGUUUCAAAUAAAGUAAGGCUACUGAGUUUCA